This is a messenger RNA of Mercenaria mercenaria, 5277 nucleotides long. RefSeq lists its product as uncharacterized. The record is from RefSeq and is a predicted model, not a curated record. The coding region runs from base 102 to 1916 and encodes 604 amino acids. NCBI's taxonomy places the organism in Eukaryota, Metazoa, Mollusca, Bivalvia, Venerida, Veneridae. The transcript has 5 exons.
AGAGUAACAUGACCCCUCGCGCAAUUUAAACUUAAACUGUGCAACCUCACGUGGACUUAACGUUUUGGAUUACGAUGGUUGUAUAAUUUUCUGUAAAAAUCAUGGCCACUCCGUUGUAUGAUCCUAAACUAUCAGGAGCCAAAUUCAAGAAUUGGAUUAAGGCUGGAUUAGGUGUGUUAUUAACUAAAGAAGGUAUUGAGCCUUUUGUUUAUGAUGAAAUAGAACAGUUCCAGCAGAAAUGUUUGAGUGACAUUUGCAACAACAAUGGACUACCUGCUGGUACCACCUGUUCUAGUUGUUGCACAGAAAAUGUUGUUGUUUGCCCCACGAAUAGGAUUUGUAAUGCAAGACGUGGGAAAUGUAACUUCCAUAGAAAUUCUGCCACGCAAUAUCUUCCGUCUGGCUGCCCUAACAAGAUAUGUCAUAAUUUUAAAAACGCGAUACAGCGGGCCCAUCGAUACUACGGUCCAUCCUAUAAAAACACUGAUGCUGCCCAGUGGUGCAGCAAUCCGUGGGAAGUUGCUAAAUGUUUCAUGCCAUCUGACGGAUACACAGAUGCGAUGAAUGCAGCAGACACUGAUUUCAAUGGAAUCACCAGUGUUGUCCUGAACUAUGAAGCAUUUCAAACGAAAAUUCACGACGACCUUUCCAAACCGUACAACAUCUUUGAACAGGGUAGGGAGGUAGGCAGAGCAGUUCGACAUUGCCCACAAUUAGAGAUGGAAGAUACAGAUCUACAACACUAUUUUAGUGUCUUACAGAAUCUGCUGUCAGAUCCUGCAUAUCUGUCUGCUAAUACUGCUGCGCAGAAUGCUAAAACGAAAUUAUUACAGCUUCAAAAUGAUACCUUGGUCAUUGGCAAAGACGAUCUUCGGAAAGUGCUGGAUGAUGGUUGUAAAGCAGUUCAAGAUGAAAUAAGGACAGCAAAAGAUGAUUACAAAAAGGAUGCUGAAAGGCAAAAGUUACAACUUAUCAAAAUCACAAAUGAAUAUGUCAGUGAUAUUGGCAGACAAGGAAAAGCGUCAAUGUCUCAGCUAGAUCAAGCAUGUAAAUCUGCGAUGGAUGAAAUAGAAAAACAAAGAAAGAAAUCGGUUAAAGAAGUACAAGCUGAAGGAGGAAAACAAAAGGAGAUUAUAGUGGCAGAAGGACGUACUAUUGCAAAAACGGUCAUCGAAGAAGUUCAGAUAGAAACAGUAAAUGCUAAGAGAAAGAUAGCAGAAGAGACUGAUCAAGAAGUUAAAAGGUUGAAAACAGAGGCUACUGCUGGAAUUAACACGUUGGAAGCGGAAGCCCAUACUCAGGUGAAAACGAUUUCAACAGAGGCUGGUGAAGCUGUAAAACAAAUAGUGGGAGCCAGAGCCGAAGGGGUGAAAGGAAUGAGAACAGAGGCACUUACUCGAAUGGAACACCUAAAAGAAUAUGCUGAGGAAGGGGUUAACAAGUUAGAAGUUGAAGCCAAAGCUGGAGUAACUAAGAUUAAUUUAGAAACUGAUGAAGCAUUAAAGCAGAUUGAGAAAUCAAAAGCAGAAAGCAAAGAAGAUACAUACAACAAAUUAAAAAAGGAGCUGAAAGACGAUUUGGCAACCUUCUACAAAACAAGAUACGGUACAAUACCACUGUCACCGCUAGUCGAGGGACACGACACUCCCCUUGUAGAUUUUUACAUUUUGCCUGAAAUGAAUUUCAUUGAAAAGCAGGACAAAAAGCCAGCUGGGAAAGAGACUAAAACGCCUGUCAAAUCGUUGUCGGACGUAUUCCAGUCUGAAAACAGUUGUGAAAUAUAUUUAACCGCUGAUGCUGGAUUUGGAAAAACUGCAUUUUCAAAAUAUCUGGCUGUCACAUGGUGCCAGACUCAUCGUCCCGAAAUGAAAUACAAAAAAGUACUUCUCAGAAGAUUCGAUAACUGCCAUGCGUGAUUUUGAGUUUUUGUUUCUUGUGUUAUUACGGAUUCUUCUGAUGAUUGCAGUAUUGAUGAUUUGAUAAUGAAUCAGAUUAUACAAAAUUUGUCACAGUCUUCAAAAAUGACAUUAGAUUCUAUACAGCGUAUUUUGCACCGGGAAAGAUCUUUAAUUAUUUUGGAUGCUUUAGAUGAAUGGGUCCAUCCUGAAAAGAAAUGUACAAAAGUGCCAAAAGUAAUCCCUCAUCGUAAUGCUCGUGAAAAGUGUGUAAUCCUUACAACAACAAGACCUUGGAAAUUAGGUGUGUUAAAUCUUAAAAAUAGUGAAAUAGAUAAGAAAGUAGAACUAGUAAAACUAACCUCCAAGUCAGCACAGACAUUAGAGGAAAGAGCGAUUUCAAAAAUAAAGAAUCUCGAUGUUGCUGAAGCUAAAAUCCUGGCCAAACAAUUAAAUAAAAAAUCAAAGAAAAUAAACUCGAGGAAAUGGAAUCCGUCCCCCUUCUUUCGAUGUAUCUCAUUAGUUUAUGGUGUGAAGACAUUCCACUAGGACAGUCAAAGUGUGGACUAUAUGCAAGCAUUAUUGAACUCCUGCUGUCAAGAACUUUAAGCAAACAUCCGGAAAUGAAACCAACGGGCGAACCCUCCCAGAGUGAUAUCCCACAAUGCUUCAGUGAACAUGAACAUUGUAAUCAAUACUGCACGUAUCUGAAAGCUUUAGGUAAAUUGGCAUAUGAAACUUUAUUCAGUGAAACAAAGGAGAACACUCUUGUUUUUUACAAGGCAGUGGCAGAGAAGUAUCUCACACCAAAUGAUUUGGAAUUAAGUCUAAACUCGGGAAUAUUAACACAAAGUACAGAAAAGACACUACUCAAACAAAUUACUAAAGUUUCGUUUUCGCACAAAACAAUACAAGAAUUUUUGUGUGCAUUGUACAUUAGCUGUCAAAAUGAAAAUGAUGUCAAAAACAUUGUUCUAAACAAAUGCAAAAGUUUGCAAAGUAUUCUUGACAUGUCGACAGUGCUUGUUUUCAUCAGCGGAAUGAAUACAGAAAUCAUUUCUUCAAUAUCACAGGAAUUUCUUUCUGUUAUCAGCGAAGAUAAGAUAACGAGCGAAUUCAGAUCCACGACUGAUUGGAACUGUAAGCCUCUGGAAGACAUACAAGACUUGUACAUUUCUUGUAUGAAAGAAAACACGAGCGAUAAGGAACUCAAACUUUUCUGCCAAUAUUUUUUCUUUAGUGAAGAUUGUAAAGAAGAAAAAUACUUUACAUAUUUAGCACGGCUCGCGGUACAAAAUAAAAAUAACAUGGCGUCAAUAAAUAUCGACACAGGCGACAGUGGUCGUAGUUUACGUGAAAUUAUUGAUUGUUGUGAAUUGCACGAACUGUUCCAGAUCAAUAAAAUAUUCUACUUGGGUACAGAAGAAAACGCACAGCUUCCUGUACUGUUGGACAAGUCGUCGAAAUGUGUCACUGUUAGAUCGCCUGGUCUAGGUCUACGUGAUUCUUGGAGCCGUGAAAUGUUGGAAACAUUACAGAAUAAUUCUCUGUUACAAGCAAUUCAGAUCACAGAUUUCUAUAUGAGCCACGAUGUACUGAAUGACUUUCUGAAUUAUAUUAUAAACAGAAAAACAAUGACGGAGAUUAGAUUGUGGUGGUUAUACUGUACCGAGCACGAGCGUUCGUGUACUUUCAGUUUAGAUUUUAGUCAGCAUUCAGAUCUAAGGAAGUUAGAAUUGUGCAAUAUAUCUGGAGUGUCACAAUUGAAAGUCAAUAGUCAAGUGAAACACGUGGAGUUGUGGAAUAUCAAUCUAGGUGAAAUGUCGCUGCCUCCUGAAAUGGCGAAUAUUGAAAGUGUUUAUUUGUGUGAAGUAAACAUAUCUGCUUCAACAUUUCGUGAUCUCGUUAAGGUAGUGGAGAAACUUUCACACAAAGUCACAGUAACAAUAUGGAGGUGUGAGAUAGAACCGGAAACAGAGUUUGUACACGUUAAACAAUAUAUACACUCAUCUCAGAAUUUCCGAGUUACGCAGGAUGAGUGGGGGAAGUUUGUGUUUGAAACAAAUGUUGAAAGUUAAAUUACUAUAUAAACUCAGACAUAUAGUGUCAAUGUAUAUAAACAUUAUUCAUAAAACACAUAUUACACCUUUACACACAGACAUAUAACAUUUUUGUGACAUACAUAUGUGUAGAUAAUUAAAAAUAGUGACAGUCGCGUGUGGAAAAUUAAUUGUUGGAGCCAAUUCGGAGGAAAGGAUGGACGUUCUUAUACAUGGAUUAAUAUACAAGUCAGUUUCCUUGAUACUUCAGAUAAAAGAUCGACGCCAACUGACAACACCUCAAAACUAUAGACGUAUUUCCGGCGGCCAUGCUACGUAUAUAUCGCAAUAAAAUACGUGGAUUUACAAUUGGCCGCAAAUACUUCUGGACCAAAGAUCUAUACUUCCGGCGGCUAGGCUACACACACCAUGAUAUACUUGGCAUCACCUCUUGUUUCCGGCCAUUGGACAAAAACAUUGCAGGACUUUAAUCGUAUUAUACCCAAGAGUCUGUGAGAAAAACUGCUUUCAGAUAUAAAUUUUCGUUUUUAGAGACAAAUCAUACUGAAUUUCUUAUUAGUUAGUAAUGAAAUGUCUGACUUUCACUUUUGUAAACACAUCGCUUUUGAACUUUUUUCUUAUAAGAAACGUUAAUAAGUAAAGUUUUGUAUGUACGUUAGUAUUAUGUGGAAGGCUUUCAAAAAGUCCCACGCGCUGUCAUACGUCUUUUUUUUUUUCAGAAAGGUUUGAUUUGGCUUCAUUCUGAUGCUAAUUGCUAACAAUGGUUAAUUGUUAUUUUAGGAUAAUAAAAUUAAAAUAUUUGGAAAUUGCCGUUUUAUGGCAAAUACAUGUACAACGAAAUUUGCUGUGUUUGACAUACCGCGGCAAAGAUGGAAUUGUUUAAAUAUUAAAUGCAUUUUGUUCUAAGAAACAAAUACUUUGUGAGGCAUAUUAUCAUGUCGUUUUCAAAAUCACUAUUUGUUUGCAUAGUCCGUAGCCAUAUACUACAACAUCUAUUAUUUUCAUGGGGAAGUCUUCUAAUUAAAGGACUAUUUCUCUAAUAUGACAUGUACUCUCUGUAGAAAAUUAUUUGUUUCAAGCAGACGACUAUUAUAUGACUUAGACUCUCUGUAGAACAUUAUUUGUUCCUAGCAGACGACAUUCAUAUUUACAUUAGGAAGAACAUAUUUUUACGAAAAUAUUGUAGAGUCCGUAGCGGACUUUUCAUAAUUUUGAUAAAAAAGUAAAGCUGGGAAUCAUUUUUAGCUCGAAUAGUCAUAGAAUAGUAGAGCUAUUGGACUCGUCCAUGCGUCGGCGUUCGUGUCCGCGUCCCGAUUUGGUUG